Messenger RNA from Didymodactylos carnosus, 663 nucleotides. NCBI's taxonomy places the organism in Eukaryota, Metazoa, Rotifera, Eurotatoria, Philodinida, Philodinidae. The record is from the annotation of a GenBank genome assembly.
AUGGAAGCUACCUACCUAUGGGCACCUUUCUCAUCGACACUGUAUGAUCAAGAACAACCGCAAUAUUCUUAUCCAUCAAAUUCAUGGAAUUAUCCAGUAUCCCCUACACAUUUUUACCCAAUGACAUCAUUUCCAGAUUCAAAUAUCGAUGAAUUAUCACCUACGUCACCUCUAUCGCUUCAUCCAUUGCCUUAUCCUAGCUUACCAACCGAUUCAUAUCAGAACAUAUUGACAAUUAGUCCACUUUCAACUGUCACUGAACCAGUUCCAGUAUCAUCAUCAAUUAGUAAACAUUCAACAACAACAGUUACAACAAGAAAAGAAAAUCUUCGUUUACAAUAUAAUUAUCGUCAGCGGUACAUGUUGAAUGAAAUAUUUGCUUUUAUUCCUUAUCCAAAUUGUAUUCAAAAAUCGAUUAUAGCUGAUAGAAUUGGUUGUACCAGAGAACAAAUUCGAAUAUGGUUUCAAAAUAAACGUCGUCUAGCAGCUCAACGUUCAUCUAAUCAAAAUAAUAAUCAAAAUAAACGUUUAACAAGAAAUGAAAUAAAUGCGAUACAACAUGGUAUAUCAUCAAUUGACAAACAAGAACUUGAACAAAUUUUAAUUGAACUAAAUAAUCAUAAAAAUGCUCCACAACGACUAUCAGCAUCAAAACGACGUUGA